CAACAACUCCUGUGUCCCUGUGAACUAAAAAUGCACAUUUUUUGAAUGGAAUUUAGUGAGAUGGAGUGAGUGGUUGCAUAAGAUGCACAAAAACUUCAAAUUUCUGGUUGAAAAUAUUCAGACGUUAUGUUAAAAUGCCAGUAAAAAAAUACUGUGUAUGGAGAAAUCUGGUGCCAAAUAAACUAAAAUGUUUCUGUGUCAUCAGGUCACAGUGACUUAAACCUCAGUGUGUCAACAAGCUACAAGGUUAUUGACCCUGACAAAAAACAUCCAGAACUUUAAUUUAUUUAAUUUUAUUUAACUCUGUUCACGAUCGCCCGUCUCGUCAUCGAGGAACAAAAAUAUUUAUUUAAACCAACACUGCGGUUUCCAUGAGGCCAUAAUAUGACAUUUAAAUCAAUAAUGAUAAAUGAUUGCUGUAGCCUCAUCUGUCACCAACACACACCCCGUCUCCUCGUCGUCAAACGUCCUCAGUCUCUGUUCAAACUCUGAGACGCAGACAUGUUGAAGAAGCUGCUGCUGGUUCUGCUGUGUUGGACAUGGACGAGCUCAGCGGUCGUCAGGAUUCCCCUGAAGCGGGUGCGUUCCAUUCGCUCGCAGCUGCGAGUCGACGGCCGGCUGGAGGAGUUCCUGAAGGACCACCACCCCGACAUGUUCAGCCGCCGCUACGCUCAGUGCUUCCCGCCCGGCACGCCGUCGCUGCGACUGGGACGCUCCAGUGAGAGGAUCUACAACUUCAUGGACGCUCAGUUCUACGGUGAAAUCAAGUUGGGGACUCCGGAGCAGAACUUCUCCGUGGUGUUUGACACCGGCUCGGCCGACCUGUGGGUGCCAUCGAGCUACUGUGUCAGCGAGGCCUGCGUGUCACACCGGCGCUUCAGGGCGUUUGACUCCACGACGUUUCGUCAUGACGGUCGGAUGUUUGGGAUUCAUUAUGGAUCUGGUCACCUGCUGGGCGUCAUGGCCAGAGACACUCUGAAGGUUGGUGAAGUCAGUGUCCUGAACCAGGAGUUUGGAGAGUCGGUCUACGAACCCGGUGCUACCUUUGCAAUGGCGAAGUUUGACGGCGUUCUGGGAAUGGGUUACCCGUCCCUUGCAGAAAUACUUGGGAACCCCGUUUUUGACAGCAUGUUGGCGCAGAAGGCGGUGGAACAGCCCAUCUUCUCCUUCUACCUUAGCAGGAAAUCCAGUAGCAACAGACCAGAGGGUGAGCUGAUGUUGGGGGGAACAGACGAGUCCUUGUACACUGGGCCAAUUAACUGGAUUCCAGUGACUGCAAAGGGAUACUGGCAAAUCAAAGUGGACAGUGUGGCGGUACAAGGUAUGAGUUCCUUUUGUCCUCACGGUUGCCAAGCGAUUGUCGAUACCGGAACCUCCCUCAUUGCUGGACCGACCUCUGACAUCCUCAACCUCCAGCAGCUGAUUGGAGCCACACCCACAAACAUUGGAGAAUUUCUGAUCGACUGUGUCAGGUUGUCCAGUUUGCCUCAUGUGACGUUUGUCCUGGGAGGACAAGAGUACACGCUGACGGCUGAACAAUACGUCCGUAAGGAGAUGCUCGGCGACAAGCAGCUGUGUUUCAGCGGUUUCCAAACCGUGGACAUCUUGUCCCCCGAGGGACCGCUGUGGAUCCUGGGAGACGUCUUUCUGACCGAGUACUACAGCAUCUUCGACAGAGGGCAGAACCGGGUCGGCUUUGCACCUGCGAGACACCCGAGCGUAACAGUGACCCAACAAUAGCUGACGGCUCAAUACCAUCAAUAAACAUAUCAAGUUAAAAAAGAAAAAAAGAAAAGAAAU
Solea senegalensis (Senegalese sole) is the source of this 1800-nucleotide messenger RNA. Its product is annotated as cathepsin D-like. Gene Ontology annotation, biological process: proteolysis. Gene Ontology annotation, molecular function: aspartic-type endopeptidase activity. The record is from RefSeq and is a predicted model, not a curated record. The transcript is spliced from 9 exons. NCBI's taxonomy places the organism in Eukaryota, Metazoa, Chordata, Actinopteri, Pleuronectiformes, Soleidae. Bases 502 to 1740 code for a protein of 412 amino acids.